Molecule: messenger RNA, 3975 nt
Organism: Odobenus rosmarus divergens (Pacific walrus)
Lineage: Eukaryota; Metazoa; Chordata; Mammalia; Carnivora; Odobenidae
Gene: HCN1
Product: potassium/sodium hyperpolarization-activated cyclic nucleotide-gated channel 1-like
Exons: 6
Coding region: 1-1821 (606 amino acids)
Source: RefSeq, a predicted model, not a curated record
AUGCCAGUGGCCACAGCAACCCCCAAAGCAACAGCAGUGACUGUGGGGGGCAGGAGUGACUCCCCCAGGCCAGUAGGGACAGGAAUCUUGGUGAGAGAUGACUCUCAGUCCCAGGAUCCCGUCCCUGCAGUAUCUACACAGAUAUUGAAUCUUCUGCCUCAAUUCCAAGAUAAUACUUGGGGACCUCUGAUGAAUGACUCGUGGGGAAAGCAGUAUUCAUAUGCACUCUUCAAAGCUAUGAGUCAUAUGCUGUGCAUCGGGUAUGGAGCCCAGGCCCCAGUCAGCAUGUCGGACCUCUGGAUUACCAUGCUAAGCAUGAUCGUUGGGGCCACCUGCUACGCCAUGUUUGUCGGCCAUGCCACAGCUUUAAUCCAGUCUUUGGAUUCCUCCAGGCGGCAGUAUCAAGAGAAGUAUAAGCAAGUGGAGCAAUACAUGUCAUUCCAUAAGUUACCAGCUGAUAUGCGUCAGAAAAUACACGACUACUAUGAACACAGAUACCAAGGCAAAAUCUUUGAUGAGGAAAACAUUCUCAAUGAACUCAAUGAUCCUCUGAGAGAGGAGAUCGUCAACUUCAACUGUCGGAAGCUAGUGGCUACCAUGCCUCUGUUUGCUAAUGCCGAUCCCAAUUUUGUGACUGCCAUGCUGAGCAAGUUGAGAUUUGAGGUGUUUCAACCUGGAGAUUACAUCAUACGAGAAGGAGCUGUGGGUAAAAAAAUGUAUUUCAUUCAACAUGGCGUUGCUGGUGUCAUCACAAAAUCCAGUAAAGAAAUGAAGCUGACAGACGGCUCUUACUUUGGAGAGAUUUGCUUGCUGACCAAGGGCCGCCGCACUGCCAGUGUUCGAGCUGAUACAUAUUGUCGUCUUUAUUCACUUUCUGUGGACAAUUUCAAUGAGGUCCUGGAGGAAUAUCCAAUGAUGAGGCGAGCCUUCGAGACCGUUGCCAUUGACCGACUAGAUCGAAUAGGAAAGAAAAAUUCCAUUCUUCUGCAAAAGUUCCAGAAGGAUCUGAACACUGGCGUCUUCAACAAUCAGGAGAAUGAGAUCCUGAAGCAGAUCGUGAAGCAUGACCGCGAGAUGGUGCAGGCAAUCGCUCCAAUCAGUUAUCCCCAAAUGACAGCCCUGAAUUCCACCUCCUCCACCACGACUCCGACCUCCCGCAUGAGGACACAGUCUCCGCCGGUGUACACAGCCACCAGUCUGUCCCAUGGCAACCUGCAUUCCCCCAGCCCCAGCACACAGACCCCCCAGCCGUCCGCCAUCCUGUCGCCCUGCUCCUACACCACUGCAGUCUGCAGCCCUCCCGUACAGAGCCCGCUGGCCACUCGAACUUUCCACUACGCCUCCCCUACUGCCUCCCAGCUGUCCCUCACACAGCAGCAGCUCCAGCAGUCCCCGCAGCCGCCCCCGCAGCCUCAGACGCCCGGCGGCUCCACGCCGAAAAACGACGUGCACAGGAGCACACAGGCGCUCCACAACACCAGCCUGACCCGAGAAGUCCGGCCCCUGUCGGCCUCGCAGCCCUCGCUGCCCCAUGAGGUUUCCACUCUCAUUUCCAGACCUCAUCCCACUGUGGGCGAGUCCCUGGCCUCCAUCCCUCAGCCCGUGACCGCCGUUCACGGCCCGGGCCUCCAGGCGGGGGGCAGGGGCACCGUCCCCCAGCGAGUCACCCUGUUCCGACAGAUGUCCUCGGGAGCCAUUCCCCCUAACCGCGGAGCCCCUCCCGCACCCCCUCCACCAGCAGCUGCUCUUCCGAGAGAGUCUUCCUCAGUCUUAACUACAGACCCAGAGGCAGAAAAGCCACGAUUUGCUUCAAAUUUAUGAUCCCUGCUGAUUGUCAAAGCAGAAAGAAAUACUCUAAUAAACUGAGCAUCUUCUCAGACCUUAUUUUAUUCUAUCUCCUGAUAGAUUCCUAUAGCCUACUAUGAAGAGAUAUUUUAGACAGCUCUGGCCUACAUGCAAAAUGUAAAAUAUAUAAAUAUAUAUCUACUAUUAAAUAUCUAUCUAAAUUCCCAAGAGAAGUUCAAAAGACCUGUUUAGCAUUCAGUGUUAUAUGUCUUCCUUUCUUUAAAUCAUUAAAGGAUUUAAAAUGUUGUUGUAAGAUCAUUUAUUUUUAACCUACUUUUACUGAAUUCCUUUGAUAUAUGUAUUUCUCUACUUUAGGAAGAGUUCUUGGAUUCAGUGGAAACAAAACUCUGAUUUUUAAAAGGCAACUCAAGUGAGCUACUGAAUAGCACCAACCAAAACUUCAUUCAUUAGCUGUGUCUCUGCAUCUAAAUUGUUAAUCAUUAAUUAUGGAGAAUUAAAUAGCAAGUCCCAUUUUAUAGAUCCAAAUUGUAUUUUGGUGCUUUCAAUUUUGAAUUAGGUUACAGAGCACACCGUAUGCUUGGCCACGGUUGGAGACUAGCAUUGCCACUGUUAGGAAUAUCUCUAACCUCAAACAUGUUCAUUGAUCUUUCAGAAAGCUGAGGGGAUAUUUGUCUUCAUGUGUUAUCGGACUUUUACCAAGACUCAAUCAAUGUUAGUUGUAAAUACUUUUUCAACCCAAAUAAAAAUAGCUAUUCUGUGCUGUAUGAAGGUAAAAGUCGUCACUUAAGAAUUUAGUUUUAUUGCUUCACUUCAAAACUUAGAGUUUGAAAUUUUACAAAACCUAAUUGUGACAGUUAUUCAGUAAUGCAAUGGCUUGAAACCUACAAUAUUAUUUUAACCUGCAAUGUUUUAUGCAAAACUGUAUGCUCAAUUCUACAAAUUGCUUGUAUUACACCAAAAAAUCAUUACUUUUCUUCCUUCUUGCCAUAACCAAGCAUCUGAAAAUAGUCCCUGCAUGCUUUUUGGGGAAAAAAAAAUAUAUAUAUAGGUUCAGAUCAGUCACUGUAGGGAGAGGCUUACAGUAUUUCUCAUUUCUAGAAAAAUACAACCAUUCAUUAAUUGCCUAUCUUAAAAUUCCUAUAUGGCUGACUUGGAUCUCUGACUUAAGUCUAGAAGUGAGGUUUUCACUUUCAUUUAAUAUUAUUACUAUUAUUUAAAUAAUGAUUUGUAAACCACAGCUUGAUUUGGAGUUGCCAGUGUGUUCUGUGUCUUUACUGUUGGUAGUUGGUAGUUUACCCUGGUGUUGAUUUAAAAUAACUAAAUACACGAUAGCAUCAUGUCUGUUUGGGAACACACACUUUGUUCUAUGUAUAUUGUAAUAAAAUGGUUAGUAAAUCUUAAGGCAUGUGGUGACUAACAUAGCCCUUAGAUAGGAGGUUUGUUAUUCGGAAUGUGCUGGAAAAUGUAUGGACGUGAUGACAGAAAGCAAGGGGCAAACUGAAUGUGAGCAUUGUUUGUUUGUCUGUUUCCUUAACUCCCCAUGAUCUGUGAACAUCUGCUGCUUCUCAGAGAAGUCCCUUAGUAAUCAUUUGUGCCUAAUGCAUCCCACAAAUGUGGUGAAUGACCGGAACACAAUUGGAAGAUUCCUAAUAACCGACUUCUGUAAAUAACCCAAGUUAAGAGAAUGACCUGAAGUGGAGGUCUUUGGUAUCUUUGACCCUGGUGAUACAUUCAAGAAGAACUUAACAAAGGUCACACAUUAAAUGGGGCAGGGCCUCCAGACAGACUUGAGGACAGAAAACAAAACUAAAGCAAAAACUCUAAAAUGGAUCCAUGCUGCCUGUUAUGCCUUUUACGGAUAUAAUACCUAUAACACCAAAAUGAGUUGUUAUGUUUCCUUUCUAACAGAUCCCAGCUUGUGUGGAAGUAAUCAACAAUGCUACUACUCAAUGUAAUGCUGUCAUUAACAUGCUGGUGACAUCUGAUGGCAUGUCAGGAAUGGUGUAAGAAGGGGAUUGUUCAGUCUACUAGAACCUAUGGGAAAGCUGCAAGACCAUUUACAUAUCAGUACAAAACUCCUUUAUUUUAUUAAAAUAUUGAGAAUUAACUUCAAUUUACUAAGAUCAUGUAUUGGUCCUUUAAAUUAUUAAAGGUUUACAUUUGAUAGCA